GGUCACAGGCAUGAUUGGGACACAUGCGGCUUUCCGAAAGGCUGUCACAAAAUCGGUGACGGAGGCCGGGAAUGGAAAACGUACGUCCCUGGGACGAAGGAGGAGAUGUGAGAAUCAUUCUUGUUGAUCAUCUGAGACGAGGGGAAAAAGCGGUUCAGAGGACAAGGCAGAAAAUAUCUGUAACGGGUUUGGCGUUCCAUCAAAAUGGUGGGAAAGGACACCUCUCACUUGCAGCUAUGUUAGGCGUCUGCCUCUCUGGAACUGCUCACUGCUCAUCUUCCUGUUCCGUGUUCUUUUUUGACUGACUUUGGGGCUGUAAAAACGGUGGGAAACCCCCAGUUCCACUUGUCUUUGGGAAGGCCGAGGGCUGAACCAUGACGCCGUCAAGAGAAAUAUCCCACAACAGGACGCUUUCUGUAGGGAAUACAGCUUUACGGACUGUCCAAUGAAGCAAAGGUUUUUCUUCACCAUCUGAGUAGGAAGUAUCCUCAUCUUUGGGAAAGGUAUACCCUCUAUCUAGUUAAGUGAACCUGUAGGGAGAAAAGGGUGUGCAGAGAUCCGGGGGUCCAACUUCCAUAGACCAGGAUGGAGAAACCAGCGUGCGGCGUGGGACCACCUGACCCAACAAAUCCCAGCCUCUUCAUUAAAAUGUUCGUCAUUCUCCUGUUUUGUAGGCAUGCUCAUUCCCACUGCAAGAUUUUGCGCUGCAACUCUGCCUUCCUGGCUGCCACUGAGAACCUGCACGGUCCCGACGAGAACGCGGCCUACUGCAACGCCUUGCGCUCCUACUCCAGCUGCACGCGGAGGACGGCUCGGACCUGCCGGGGGAACCUGGCGUACCACUCUGCCGUCUACGGCAUCGAGGACCUCAUGAUCCAGAACAAUUGCUCCAAGGUGGGUCCAACGUCCCCGCCCGGGCCUCCUGCGCCGGCCCCCGACCAAGAAGGCCUGGCUUCCUCGGACGUCUGUGACUACGAGAAGAGUUUUGCCCGCAAGCAGGGCCGGCUGCCCGCGUACCAGCACUGCGCCACCUUUGGGGUGUCCCACCUGCGGACUUUCCGGGACGAAUUCCACACCUGCCGCGUGGAGGGCUCCUGGCCGCUUUUGGACAACAACUACCUGUUUGUGCAGGCCACUAGCGGUCCCAUAGUCACGUGGUCAAAUGCUACUGCUACUAGCAAGCUCACCAUCAUCUUUAAGAACAUGCAAGAGUGCAUUGACGAGAAGGUCUACCAGGCCGAGACGGACAAUCUGCCGGCCGCGUUUGUGGACGGAUCCGUGAAGGGCGGCGAGAGGCCUGGGGGGAGCAGCUUGGCCAUCCACGAGCACAGCGCCCAGCAGCACGUGGAGAUCCGAGCGGCCUACAUUGGCACCACCAUCGCCGUGCGCCAGGUGGGCAGGCACCUGUCCUUCUCCAUCCGGGCUGCUGAGGAGGUGGCCCUUUCCUUCACCGACGAGCAGGACUUGCAGCUGUGCGUGUGGGGCUGCCCCCUCGGCCGACGUCUCUCUCGGAGUCAGUCUCGCCCCAGCCAGGGCAACGUCGCCAGGGAGAGGGCCCGCCUGCUGUGCAAGGAGAAACUGCCAGUAGAGGACGUCUACUUCCAGUCCUGCGUCUUUGACGUGGUGACCUCGGGGGAUGCUAAUUCCACUCAGGCUGCGCACGGCGCGUUGGAAGAUGCCAGGGCGUUCCAUCAGGAUGCCAGGCGGCUUCACGUUUUCCAGACGGAGACAGCCUCUCACCCUUGCUGCUCCCCUGUCCUCCUCUUCACAUCAGUCACUUGGGUACUUCAGUUGCACUUUUGAAAAAGCCUCUCUCUCUUCGUUCACUGAAAAAGCAGCCAGGCUUUUUUCUGACCUCUUUUUCUUAACCGGUGAUUCACAACGAACCCAGAGCUUUAAAAGUACUGACGAACGAGCUGUCCUCAAAAUUAGCUCCAUUUCUUCCAAGCCUGCAAGAGAUUUAUUUUUAUUUAUUUAACUUAGAGUUUCUCUGGCUGCAGAUGCGCCUGCGGUAUCUCCCCUUGACAGCCCUUCCAGAUGGUCUCCCUCCCCACUUAUCAAACAAAUUUACCAUUGCAAAGUGGUGGUCUCUCUGUUGCGUCUGAUCAAACAGGCUGCGCAGGUUUUCGCAACAUCACAAAAACCUGCGCAACCUGUUUAACCAGAGGCAAAAGUGGGAGGGGUAUAUAGCAUGGGC
Elgaria multicarinata webbii is the source of this 2197-nucleotide messenger RNA. RefSeq names its product hemojuvelin-like. The record is from RefSeq and is a predicted model, not a curated record. Gene Ontology annotation, biological process: BMP signaling pathway. NCBI's taxonomy places the organism in Eukaryota, Metazoa, Chordata, Lepidosauria, Squamata, Anguidae. Gene Ontology annotation, cellular component: plasma membrane. The transcript is spliced from 4 exons. The coding region runs from base 586 to 1803 and encodes 405 amino acids. Gene Ontology annotation, molecular function: coreceptor activity.